Macrosiphum euphorbiae (potato aphid) is the source of this 447-nucleotide messenger RNA. Lineage: Eukaryota; Metazoa; Arthropoda; Insecta; Hemiptera; Aphididae. The record is from the annotation of a GenBank genome assembly.
AUGUAUAAGAUACGAAUGAGGGCCAGAGGGCCCCACAUUUUUUACUUGCCCCGGGCCCCGCAAAACCUAGCGCCGCCACUGCAUGAACAUCUUAUGGUUCCAUACCGUGAUAAUGGGCACUUAACUCAAAAGCAAAAGAAUUUCAACUUUUGUCAUUCCUUUGCAAGGAUGGCAAUUGAACGGUCUUUUGGUUUCCUAAAAGGACGGUUUCGUAGUCUCCUAACAACAUUGGAUAUGAAGCGUGUCGAUCUAAUUCCCAAGUAUAUUAUUGCAUGCUGUAUUUUACAUAAUAUAUGCUUAUUACAAAAUUAUGAGUUUCCUGGUCUACCUGAAACAACACCGGUAAACGAAAAUAUACAAGCUCUUGGAGAGUUGGUUGCAAUUAAUCGUCAAGGAGCAUUCAAGAAGGACAAUUUGUGUGAUCAACUACCUUUUCGCCAUAUAUAG